AUGACCGACCAGAAAAAUCCCGUUCAUGUUCUCAUUAUAGGGUCAGGAAUCGUCGGCCUCCUCAUUGCCCAGGGGUUGAAAAAGAUCGGCAUUUCUUUUUCUAUCUUUGAGUCGGAGGUCUCCGCCACAGCCUACCGACCGCGAGAAUGGGGCAUGUCGGUACAAUGGGGCCUGCCGAUGCUCGCCGACUGCCUGCCCCAAGACCUGUUCGAUCGAGUCUACGAGGCUGCCGUCGACCCUACCUUUGUGCCACCCGACCCCGGCCAUCUCCCAGCCAUCAAUGGUCAGACCGGGGAAGUGAUGAAGAACAUUCCCCUGCUGCGCAUGUAUCGCGUUUCCCGUCGGCGGUUCAGGAAACUGUGCUCCGAGGGUAUAGACGUCCAGUAUAAUAAAAAGCUUGUCGAUAUCACCUAUGACGAUGAUAACUCUACCGUGACAGCUGUUUUCGAGGACGGAACACAAGCCACAGGUACCACACUGAUAGGAGCUGAUGGGGCCCAGUCCCAGGUCAGAAACAUUAUGUUUGGAGAAGAAGGCCAGCCCUGCAGCGUCCCUUAUUCCGCUGUCAAUCUGCAUGUCUGUUAUAAUGAUGCCGAGAAAGCCAAGUUCGUUCGCCAGGCUCAUCCCAUCAUGGCCAUGGGCAUGCAUCCAAAUGGAUAUUGGCAAUGGAUUUCGAUACAAGAUGUACCGGACCCUGAUGAUCCAGCAACCUGGGUAUUCCAGCUGCAGACCACAUGGCACAAGAAAGAAGGGGAAGAGGUGGCUUCGCUGGCCAAUUUGAAGGCUAAGGCUGAGACCAUGGGUGAGCCCUUCCGAUCUGCCAACCUGUGGAUUCCUGAAGGAACAAAAGUCCACAGCAAUAAUCUGUCAUACUGGAUUCCCCGGCCCUGGGAUACUCGUAGAGGCAGGAUUCUCCUUGCCGGAGAUGCUGGUCAUCCCAUGACCUUCCAGCGUGGCCAAGGUUUGAAUCACGGCAUUGCAGAUGCCAGAAGUCUGGUUCUCAAGUACAAGGAUGCCCUGUCCGGAUUGACGACCUUUGAAGAAGCUGCCGCUGCAUAUCAAGUCGAGUUGGUAGAUCGCGCAGGCGAGGAGGUUCGCUUGUCCAAGGAGAACACGGAAAUGCUUCACGACUGGGAGCGGAUGGCGAAAUCGCCCAUCAUGCAGCGUGGGGGUCAUCCAAGAGGAGAAGAGCCAGACGCAAAAGCUAGUACGGACUGA
Fonsecaea multimorphosa CBS 102226 is the source of this 1218-nucleotide messenger RNA. RefSeq lists its product as uncharacterized. The transcript has 5 exons. The coding region runs from base 1 to 1218 and encodes 405 amino acids. NCBI's taxonomy places the organism in Eukaryota, Fungi, Ascomycota, Eurotiomycetes, Chaetothyriales, Herpotrichiellaceae. The record is from RefSeq and is a predicted model, not a curated record. Gene Ontology annotation, molecular function: FAD binding.